AAAUUGUUGUAGAUGUUACCUUCAGCUUCUCUGUUAUCGUGUUACUCAUUCAGAAGAGGAUCGAGUCAGAGUUCCUGUAGUUAAUAAGUAUUUUUAAGGUGCAGCUUUAAAACACUGCAGAUGAAUUCUCAGCAGACAAACAGCCAUCAUGGAGCCUCGUCUSUCUGUCUGCGUCCUGCUGGUUCUUUGUGUAACAGGGAGUGUGACUGGAGGAAAGAUUCUGGUGUGGUACACCGAGCACAGCCACUGGAUCAACAUGAAGCCYGUCCUGGAGACACUGGUGGACAGAGGACACCAGGUGACGGUCCUGGUCCCGAGCUCAUCGUUGUUUAUGAACAGCAGUGAACCCUCUGGCUUUCAGUACGAACCUUUUAACGUUACUAUCUCCGUGGAGUCUAUGAAAAAGCAUUUUCAAGAGUUCCUUCACUUUAUUAUUUAUGAGAUGGAACAAUUAAACUACAUUCAACUUUACGUCAAAUUUACAGAAAUAUUAAAAAAAAAUGUGCAAGUUACUCUUACUCUUUUGGACGGUGUGGUGAAAUCAGAAACCAUCAUGAAGAAGCUGAAGGAAGGAAACUAUGAUUUACUCCUGGCUGAUCCUACACACCCUGGGAGUGAAUUAACUGCAGACAUUUUGGGGAUUCCUCUGAUUUUUUCUUUGCGUUUUACUAUAGCUCAUAACUGGGAGAGACUGUGUGGUCAGAUGCCUGCUCCACCUUCCUUUGUCCCAGCUGCUAUGAGUAAACUGACAGACAAGAUGAACUUCUCACAGAGAGUUUUUAACGUCCUCUUCUACGCUCUACUGGAUAUUUUAGCGGAACAGUUUAAGUGGAAAGAGCUGGAUAAAUAUUACGCAGAAGUCAAAGGAACACCCACCAGUAGCUGUGAGUUGAUGGGCAAAACAGACAUCUGGCUGAUGAGAACCUACUGGGAUUUUGAUUUCCCUCGUCCAUUCCUCCCUAAUUUUAAAUUUGUUGGAGGGAUCCAUGGCAGACCUGCUAAACCUUUACCAAAGGAUAUGGAAGAAUUUGUCCAAAGCUCUGGAGAUGAUGGCAUCGUGAUCUUCUCUUUGGGAUCAAUGGUCAAAAACGUCACCACAGAAAAAGCAAACAUUAUAGCGUCAGCUCUCGCACAGAUUCCACAAAAGGUGCUGUGGAGAUACAAAGGGAAGAAACCAGACACUUUAGGUUCAAACACUAAACUUUAUGACUGGAUUCCACAGAAUGACCUACUGGGUCACCCUAAAACCAGAGCUUUCAUCACUCAUGGUGGAGCAAAUGGGGUUUAUGAGGCCAUCUACCACGGUGUUCCCAUGGUGGGAAUCCCAGUGUUUGCUGAACAACCAGACAACAUGAUGCACAUGAAGGCCAAAGGAGUUGCAGCUAACGUUGACUUUAGGUCUUUAACAACUGAGGACCUCAGAAAUGCAAUCAACACUGUCGUCAAUGAUAAAUCCUACAAAGAAAAUGCCCUGAGACUGUCCAGAAUCCACCACGACAGACCCGUGAGUCCUCUGGAUGAGGCAGUUUUCUGGAUCGAGUUCACCAUGAGACACAAAGGAGCAAAGCACCUGAGAGUCCAAGCCCAUGAGCUCACCUGGUACCAGUAUCACAGCCUGGAUGUCCUGAGCUUCCUCCUCACUGUAGUUCUGCUUCUCAUCUUCAUCUUCAUCAAGACCUGCAGCUUCUGUUUCCAGAGGGGAGUGUGACUGGAGGAAAGAUUUUGGUGUGGUACUCUGAGGCUAGCCACUGGAUUAACAUGAAGCCGGUCCUGGAGACACUGGUGGACAGAGGACACCAGGUGACGGUCCUGGUCCCGAGCUCAUCGUUGUUCAUGAACAGCAGUGAACCCUCUCGCUUUCAGUACGAACCCUUCAAUGUCUCUGUCUCUUUAGAGUUUAUAGAACAGCUUAUUGACGAGUUCCUUCACUUCUCUAUAUAUGAGAUGGACUACAUGAACAUUUUUCAAAUUCACAGCAGAUGGAUGCAUUUGUUAAAAACCACAACAAAUUUUACUCUAACAAUUUUGGACGGCGUAAUAAGCUCAAAAACCAUCAUGAAGAAGCUGAAGGAAGGAAACUAUGAUUUGCUCCUGGCUGAUCCAAUCUUCGCUGGCAGUGAUUUAACGGCAGAAAUUUUGGGCAUCCCUUUGGUCUUUUCUUUGCGUUUUUCUGUAGCUAAUAACUGGGAGAGACUGUGUGGUCAGCUGCCUGCUCCGCCUUCCUUCGUCCCAGCUUGUGUGAGCAAACUGACGGACAAGAUGAACUUCUCACAGAGAGUUUUUAACUUAGUUUUUUAUGCUCUGCAGGACAUUUUGUUUGAUUACUCUAUGUGGAAAUACAUAGAUAAUUAUUAUUCAGAAUUUAGAGGAACUCCCACCAGUGCCUGUAAGAUGAUGGGUAAUGCAGACAUCUGGCUGAUGAGAUCCUACUGGGAUUUUGAUUUCCCUCGUCCAUUCCUUCCUAACUUUAAAUUUGUUGGUGGAAUCCACUGCAGACCUGCUAAACCUUUACCAAAGGAUGUCGAAAAAUUUGUCCAAAGCUCUGGAGAUGAUGGCAUCGUGAUCUUCUCUUUGGGAUCAAUGGUCAAAAACAUGACCACAGAGAAGGCAAACAUGAUAGCUUCAGCUCUUGCUCAGAUUCCACAAAAGGUUCUGUGGAGAUACAGCGGCAAGAAACCAGAAACUUUAGGUUCCAACACUAAGCUUUACAAGUGGAUUCCACAAAAUGAUCUUCUGGUUUGCUGACCAGCCAGACAACAUGGCACAUAUUAAAGCCAAAGGAGCUGCAGCUGUUGUGAGCUUAAACUUCAUGACAGCCGAAGACCUCAGAGAUGCAAUCAACACCGUCAUCAAUGACAAAUCCUACAAAGAAAACGCUGUGAGRCUGUCCAGAAUCCACCACGACAGACCCAUGAGUCCUCUGGAUGAGGCAGUUUUCUGGAUYGAGUUCACCAUGAGACACAAAGGAGCAAAGCACCUGAGAGUCCAGGCCCACGAGCUCACCUGGUACCAGUAUCACAGCCUGGAUGUCCUGAGCUUCCUCCUCACUGUAGUUCUGCUUCUCAUCUUCAUCUUCAUCAAGACCUGCAGCUUCUGUUUCCAGAGGUGCUGCGGCAGAAAAAAGACAAAGAGGAAGGCUGAAUAAUAGACUAAAAUAUUUAUUCUAAAGAGCCAAUAGGUGAAUUUAAAAAAUAUAACCUGGCACGAGCACUUGACAUCCUUCAAAUAAGUUAGGUUUGCUGACGAGUCACCUUUUUUUUGUUUCAU
This is a messenger RNA of Austrofundulus limnaeus, 3267 nucleotides long. RefSeq lists its product as uncharacterized. Gene Ontology annotation, molecular function: glucuronosyltransferase activity. The record is from RefSeq and is a predicted model, not a curated record. Lineage: Eukaryota; Metazoa; Chordata; Actinopteri; Cyprinodontiformes; Rivulidae.